AUGAUGGCAGCUACACCAACAGCAUGAAGAGAGUGCGCAGAGUGGAGGAUUGACCCUCGAUAUGACCCAUUUCUUCAGUCGCCACAUUUGCUAAGUAGACAGUUACCGUUAGCUUGACUGUGUCUGUACCAGUGUCUCUUCUACCCGCCGGCCUUUUCCCACUGGUGUCUGGAGAAAUGCAGAGAUUGCGGUCUUUGAAAAGGGGCUGGCAGCUGCUGAAGUCAAGCUGUGAGGGAGCAGCAAAACAUGUAAACACCUCGCCUUCGUCCUCAAGAAAUUAUAGCCAUCUCCAUCCUCAGGGCUACAACUCCUUUGGGCUCCUCUUUGACAUAGAUGGGGUGCUGGUGCGAGGCAGGACACCGAUCCCUGCAGCCAAGCAGUGCUUCAGGAAUCUGGUGGACCGCAAUGGGAAAUACAAAGUGCCUGUGGUGUUUGUCACAAACGCCGGGAACUGCAUGAGGCAGACCAAAGCUGAACAUCUGUCACAUCUGCUUGAGGUUGAGGUGUCUCCAGACCAGGUGAUGCUGUCCCACAGUCCUUUGCGAAUGUUCACUCAGUUCCACAAAAUGUGUGUGCUGGUGUCGGGACAGGGUCCUGUGGAGGAGGUCGCUCACAACCUGGGCUUUCAAGAUGUUGUGACUAUAGAUAUGCUCAGAGAGGCAUAUCCGCUACUGGAUGUCGUGGAUCACAACAGAAGGCCCAAAGGCAGUAUUCCACCCACCAAAGGCUUACGGCCAAUAGACGCUGUCAUCUUAUUUGGCGAGCCAAUCAGAUGGGAGACCAACCUCCAGCUUAUCGUUGACGUGCUCCUAACAAACGGGAACCCAGACAAUACCUGGAGCUCGAUGCAGUACCCUCACAUCCCGGUCCUGGCCUGUAACAUGGACCUGCUGUGGAUGGCCGAGGCGAAGAAUCCUAGGUUUGGUCACGGUAUGUUCCUGGUGUGCUUAGAGAGCCUGUACAAGAAGGUCACAGGCCAUGAGCUGAAGUACGAGGCUCUUAUUGGUAAACCUAGCGUGGUGACUUAUAACUACGCUGAGCUGCUGAUCAGACAGCAGGCUGAGAGACUAGGCUGGACCUCACCUGUGAAGAGGCUCUAUGCUAUAGGCGAUAAUCCCAUGGCUGAUAUAUACGGAGCCAACCUCUACAACCGCUACCUCCAAGCUUCCUGGUCCACCAAGGCCCAGAAGCAGGCUAAGAGUGGCGGAGGAGGUGUAGAUCCCUUGGCCGAUACUGUUGAUGAUGCACCUAAAAUGACAUCAGCAGAGCUCGGCGGAGCGUCCAGUGUUUACGGGGCAGAGGAGGACCUCCCAGAGGGGUGCAGUUCCAUCCUGGUGUGCACAGGAGUGUACAGCAGGGACCAGCAGGAGCUGCUCUCAGACACAACACAAACAGUCACCGAGCAACAAAUCUUCCACGGCCACCGGGACUUCCGCUUUGACCCCAGCCUCACACAGCCGUCCUUCGUGGUGCAGGAUGUAAAGGAAGCAGUGGAGCUGGUGUUCCAGCAGGAGGGCUGUCCUCUGGAGUAGGACGAGCCUCUCAAACUCUGGCUCCAUCUCACAGCCUUCCAGUAAACAGCUCUAACACCUCGUAACCAGUAGCAGCAGAAGCUUUGUGAGAGUGUUUGUU
Messenger RNA from Seriola dumerili (greater amberjack), 1632 nucleotides. RefSeq names its product haloacid dehalogenase-like hydrolase domain-containing 5 (gene hdhd5). Gene Ontology annotation, biological process: glycerophospholipid biosynthetic process. The coding region runs from base 177 to 1532 and encodes 451 amino acids. Lineage: Eukaryota; Metazoa; Chordata; Actinopteri; Carangiformes; Carangidae. The record is from RefSeq and is a predicted model, not a curated record. Gene Ontology annotation, cellular component: mitochondrion. The transcript has 8 exons.